AUGAAACUGGCAUAUAUUUUUACCAGUAUUGCGGCUUUUUUGACCGUUGAAGCCAUUCCAUUUGGAUUAUAUUCUUACAGUCCAAGCAUAUACAAGAUAAAGCCUCGUACGGAACCAUCUAAAGCAGUGAACGGAAACUUUCUACAUGUCACAGAUAUUCAUCUGGAUAGCUAUUAUUUGCCAGGAUCUGACCCUGCUACACUUUGUCAUCGUAAUGGAACCGAUUCUACUAAUAAUGUAGCGGGUAUUUUUGGGACACCAGGGUCCCAGUGUGAUUCGCCUGCAACUUUGAUUGUGGAUUCGUUUGGCUUUAUGAAAAAAGAGCUUCAAAAUGUGGAUUUUAUUUUGUACACGGGUGAUACCGCACGUCAUGAUAGAGAUCCCGAUCUUUUACGCACAAUUGAAGAUGUAAUGACAGCACACAGAGUCACUGCUCUUUUUUUUAGUCAGACUUAUAACCUUACAAAAACCCGUUUUAUUCCUACCAUUGGAAACAAUGACGUCUUUAAAAAAGACAACGUAGGACCUGACAAUACAAUAUUCCAACAGCUUCAGGUCAUUUGGUCAGGCUUAAAUUUGAAUUUAACAAACGACUUUCUUACCGGUGGAUACUUUGUCCAAGAUAUCAUUCCAGAAAAACUCCAGGCUAUCAGUGUCAAUACAAUAUUCUUUUUUGAGCCUAACCUUGAAAUAGAAGAGUGCAAAGUUGAAGGUAGUCCAGGGUACUUGCACAUUUCCUGGAUACAACGUGUAUUACGAGAUGCACGCAAAAGCGAGCGCAGCAUAUAUAUUGUUGGACAUGUUCCACCUAAAGACAAUACCGGGAAUAUACUAUACAAGAGUACCUGCUACGACAUGUAUAUUAAUCUUUUGGGCUCUUACAGUGACGUUAUCGUGGGCCAGUUCUACGGGCACACUAAUUCUGAUGCACUGUCUGUAAUAGUCGAAGACGAUAAUUCAGACUUUUCUUUGAUUAGUGCCACAAAUGAUAAAUCCCAGCUUAGAUCAACAGAAAUGGUCAAAAGAAAAGUAGUCGGUGUGCUAUUUAAUGCGCCUUCGAUUAUUCCUGUUUAUAACCCUGCUAUACGGGUAUUUAGUUACACCAUCAAAAGUGCCAAUCACCGAACUGGAACUAUCUUGGAUUGGAUUCAAUACUAUGCCGAUAUCAGUAGCAAAGCUAAUGAGCCUAUCAAAUAUGUAGUAGAAUACGUCGCUUCUGAGCUUUUUGGAAGUGUUUACAAAGUUGGCCAAAAAGAAAAAUAUUAUGGAAGAUUACAUUAG
Messenger RNA from Phycomyces blakesleeanus NRRL 1555(-), 1281 nucleotides. RefSeq lists its product as hypothetical. Lineage: Eukaryota; Fungi; Mucoromycota; Mucoromycetes; Mucorales; Phycomycetaceae. The transcript is spliced from 9 exons. The coding region runs from base 1 to 1281 and encodes 426 amino acids. Gene Ontology annotation, molecular function: exopolyphosphatase activity; endopolyphosphatase activity. The record is from RefSeq and is a predicted model, not a curated record. Gene Ontology annotation, biological process: polyphosphate catabolic process. Gene Ontology annotation, cellular component: fungal-type vacuole.